Debaryomyces fabryi is the source of this 1443-nucleotide messenger RNA. RefSeq lists its product as uncharacterized. NCBI's taxonomy places the organism in Eukaryota, Fungi, Ascomycota, Pichiomycetes, Serinales, Debaryomycetaceae. The coding region runs from base 1 to 1443 and encodes 480 amino acids. The record is from RefSeq and is a predicted model, not a curated record. The transcript has a single exon.
AUGUUAUGGAUAGCUUAUGAAUAUUCCCGAAAUACUGCCAAAUAUGAAACGAUGAGUGAUUUACAUGAUGUUGCGGCAGAGAGGUUGUUGAAUAUGCUAAGAACAAACAGGGGCCUUUAUAUCAAGCUCGGUCAGGCAAUUGCUAACCAAGGAGAUUUCUUUCCCAAGGAAUAUCAAAAGAGAUUUGUCAAGUUAUAUGAUGAUGCGCCGGUAGAUACAUGGGAUCAGGUUGAUAAAGUAUUGAGAAAGAAUUUAGGUGAGAAUUAUGAGACGGAAGUAUUCGAAUGUAUUGAUUAUAAUCCGGUUGCAAGCGCUUCUAUUGCACAAGUACACAAGGGCAAAUUGAAACCCCAUGGUGAGGCUGUAGCCAUUAAAGUACAACAUCCCUAUAUUAAUGAGCAGAUAGUUAUUGAUCUAUUCAUGUACAAAUUGAUUUCUAAGAUUUAUGAAAGGGUAUUUAAUAUACCUCUAUCAUUUUUCACGAAAUAUGUAUCAGAACAGUUGAUUGAAGAAGCGGAUUUUGUAAAUGAAAUGAAAAAUGCCAGCAAAUUGAGGGAAAUAAUCAAAGAAGAUAAAAGUAUGAACAAUACCAAUAUCUAUAUCCCACAUAAUUAUUCUGAUUUAUCAAAACGACAAGUCCUCAUAACUGAAUGGUGUGAUGGGAUUCCUCUUGCAGACAAAGAUACAUUAAUUGCUUCUGAUAUUGAUUUAACUGUAACUAUGAAGCAGUAUAUCAAGGCAUUUGGUAAGCAAAUUUUUGAAUAUGGAUUCAUUCAUUCGGACCCCCAUCCAGGAAAUCUCUUGGCUAGAUUUGAUAGUGAGGGAAAGCAGCAACUUGUGAUAUUGGACCACGGGCUUUACAUUUCUCUCCCUAAUAGAUUUCGUAUCGAAAACUGUAAACUUUGGGAAUAUUUAUUCUCGUUCAAUACUGAUGGAAUCGAAGAAAUAGGCCGCGAAUGGGGAAUUGGCUCUACCGAAUUAUUUGCAACUUUGGUUCAAUUGAGGCCACUUAAGAUGACCCCCCAAUCUACUAAUAGAAGUGAGUCUGAUAUUAAUAAUUUGUUACAUGAUUUUUUAAGUGAUGAAGAGAACUUCCCGGUUGAGCUUUUAUUUUUAAUGAGAAAUAUGCGAAUGAUUCAAAAUUUAAAUCGAAACUUUGGCAGUCCAGUUAAUCGAAUUAACUUGUUAACGAGUGAGCUGAUAAAUGCAUUAAUACUUGAAAAUUCUCACUCUGUUUCAACUGCAAGUGCAAAGAUUUUACAGUAUUUCAAGUUAUUCAAGGUUAGAUGUGUCUUAUUUGUCAGCAAUUUGGCUUUUUAUUUGGUAAGACUUAGACAGGUUUUAUCUGGUGACAAAUACGGCGAUAAAAACAUUGGGAUUGAGGAUUAUCUUGAAGUAUAUCUUCAAAAUACUGCACUGUCACUAGGUAUAGAUUGGACAUAG